Molecule: messenger RNA, 729 nt
Organism: Bacidia gigantensis
Lineage: Eukaryota; Fungi; Ascomycota; Lecanoromycetes; Lecanorales; Ramalinaceae
Exons: 3
Coding region: 1-729 (242 amino acids)
Biological process (GO): endosome organization
Cellular component (GO): BLOC-1 complex
Source: RefSeq, a predicted model, not a curated record
AUGCCCUCCCUCCCCACCGCUAUCCCCGACACUGCGCUCGGCCUCUCCCAAUCCGAGCUACACAUUCUCCGCCAACACCAGCAGAUCGCUCUGUCCGCCCAACCUACGCCUACGCAUUCACAUAACCCCUCCCUAGCUUCCACUCGUGGUCGAGGGACCGCUCGAGUAAGCAAUAGUAGCUCUAGAGCGGCGAGCAAUGCCUCUAGCCAUGUGGGCGGAGGUGGGAGAAUGAUGCUGGAUGCAGGCUCAUUACAAGCUUUGGGCGCUCAUUUUGAGAGGUUGAUGAGCGCUAUCCAGCGGAAGGUUGAUAGUCUGAACGCGCAAACUUCUGCCUCCAUCUCUGCUCAGACCUCAAGGACAGCUACAUCUAUCGCACAAGCAGACAAAGAGAUCGCGCGUAUGAAAGACAUCAUUCGCAUGAUCGACGACCUCGAGAACGAAUACGACAAGGUCAGGCAUAUACGGGACAUCAUGGGGGUGGUAGAGGGAGGGGACGAUAGCAAAGACGUCACGACUCCCUCCCCUUCUGCGCCACCACCGGACAUGACGAAGAUUCACUCCCUCAAUAUUUGCGCAGAGGGCUACAUAAGAUCACAUAUCGCGAGAAACAGCCUCCAUGACGCCAAGACCGGCCGAGUCCCAGAGACAAACGGCCCGCAAAAGCAGGUCUCACGACCACGCACAUCCACCACCCAAUACCAUACACAGACCCAGGAAAGGAUCGAAUGA